Messenger RNA from Siniperca chuatsi (mandarin fish), 8822 nucleotides. RefSeq names its product procollagen, type V, alpha 1 (gene col5a1). Bases 317 to 6331 code for a protein of 2004 amino acids. Gene Ontology annotation, molecular function: extracellular matrix structural constituent. Lineage: Eukaryota; Metazoa; Chordata; Actinopteri; Centrarchiformes; Sinipercidae. The record is from RefSeq and is a predicted model, not a curated record. The transcript is spliced from 66 exons.
GGGCUUUACGUGACGACUGAAAGAGGAGGCAACACUUGUGAACGGAGGCGCAGCGCUGCAGGACAGUUCAGCAGAGCAGAGCGGAGAGGAGCUGUGCGGGAGAGACGGGCGCCCAUCCGUCAAAUAGCUGGAGGAACGCACACUAACAAACCCUUAUGGCUGCUUGAGAAAUAACGAUACACCCCCCCUCCCCCUUUUUCUCUUUCUCUGGGACUUUUGGCUUUUUAGUAUUGUCCUGACCAGAAGUUGUUGCAAAUCUAAUUAGUUGCUCCAAGUUGAAAAGUGAAUCCACUUGCCGUGGACGUCUCUGGCGGUCAUGGAUACCCAUAUAAGAUGGAAAGUUAAACGGAGGAUAAGGGACGCCCAAAUCACUUUAGCGGUGAUUCUGCUUUUUGUCAUAUCGCAAACAAGUUCAGCGGAACCCGCAGACCUCUUGAAGAUUUUAGAUUUUCACAGUUUACCUGAGGGUGUUACAAAAACAACGGGUUUCUGCUCACAUAGGAGGUCAACACAAGGACCCGAUGUGGCUUACAGAGUAUCCAAAGACGCCCAGCUCAGCGCCCCCACCAAACAGCUGUAUUCAGGUGAUGUGUUCCCAGAGGACUUUUCCAUCUUGGCCACAGUGAAGCCUAAGAAGGGCAGCCAGUCCUUCCUGUUGUCUGUGUACAAUGAACAGGGCAUCCAGCAGCUUGGACUGGAAGUGGGACGCUCUCCUGUGUUCCUGUACGAGGACCAUACAGGCAAACCCAGCCCUGAGGACUAUCCCCUCUUCAGAGGAGUCAACCUAGCUGACGGAAAAUGGCAUCGAGUGGCCAUCAGUGUGCACAAGCAGACCAUCACCCUCAUUCUGGACUGUAAAAAGAAGACCACCCAGAAGCUGCUCCGAAGCCCUAACCCCAUCAUUGAUACCAAGGGAAUUAUAGUGUUUGGAACUAGAAUACUUGAUGAAGAAGUCUUUGAGGGAGACAUCCAGCAGCUAAUGAUUGUAGCAGACCAUCGUGCUGCCUAUGACUACUGUGAGCACUACAGCCCCGACUGCGAAGUGCCAGUGCCCGACCGGCCUCAGAACCAGGACCCCAACACAGAUGAAUAUAACACAGAGGAGGACAGCUACUAUUAUGAAUACCCUUACUAUGAGGACGGGGAUGGCAAGCCUUAUGAAUCAACACCUGAUACUGAGACAACCACAAAAGAAGUCAAGGUAACAGAUGGAGACAGUGUGUUGACCACAGUGGAGGAGGCUUUGAGCGGCGGUUCUGACAGCACCGGCGGCGAAGUCUUGACCUCCAUUUCCACUAGCUCAUCCUCUGGUACAUCCUCCAGCUCAUCCAGCAGCUCCUCAGCGGGCUCUUCAGGUACUGCCACGGGCGGAGGAGAUGCUUACGGCGAGGAGACCAACCCUUACGACAGCUACGACAGCUAUGGUCACUACGAAACCUAUUACGACGAGUCCACAGCAUCACCUGAUGGGGAUACCUCUCGACGUGUUACCAUCACCAGCAUUGGUACCGGGGAUGAGCUGGAUCUUGGAGCAGGGGGAACGACUGACUUGGAUGCAGGGACCAGAAGGACGGUCAUCACCAGUGGAGUAGGAACUUCAGUAACCAUCUCCAGCAAUAAGACAUCAGUAGGAGGUUCCUACGAUGACUACGGUGAUGGAUAUGAUUAUGGCGUGGACAUCACUGGUGCAGGCGGUGGCGGCAGCAGUACAGUUCACAUUGGUGGUGGAGGAGGCAGUAGCAGCAGCAGUACAGUCCACAUUGGUGGUGGAGGAGGCAGUAGCAGCAGCAGCAGUACAGUCCACAUUGGAGGUGGAGGAGGCGGCGGCAGCAGCAGCAGUUCUACCAUCACCAUCGGGGGCGGGUCUGCUGGAGCUGGUUCUGCCUCUGAGGGAGGAUCUUCCACCACUGGAGGUGGAUCGGCCAGUGCUGGCACCGGAGCAGGGGGCUCCAUCACCACCGGAACGGGCCUGGGCUUAGAUGGCAAGGGUGACUACACAGAUCUGGAUGGGUUCAAGGAGGAGCACAUCUCCGACUAUGAUGAUUUAGACAUCUUUGACCACUAUGAAGACGGGGAUUAUGACGACAAAGAGGGCAAAGUGCUACCUGCUGAGACCGAUAGGUCUUAUGAACAGGUCGACGGAGUUCGCGGCGAGAAGGGACAGAAGGGAGAGCCUGCUGUUAUUGAGCCUGGAAUGUUAGUGGAGGGUCCGCCUGGGCCUGAAGGGCCAACAGGUCUCCCCGGACCCCCAGGUUCUUCUGGCCCACCAGGCAGCCCUGGAGAUUCUGGAGAGAGGGGUCCUCCGGGUCGUCCUGGUCUUCCUGGUGCUGAUGGUCUACCAGGACCCCCUGGAACUCUCCUGAUGCUGCCUUUCAGAUUCAGCGCUGGAGGUGACUCUGGACAGAAGGGACCUGCGGUAUCAGCACAGGAGGCCCAGAUGCAAGCCAUCAUGCAGCAGGCUAGGCUGGCUAUGCGUGGUCCUACAGGUCCAAUGGGUUUGACUGGAAGAACUGGCCCUCUGGGUCCUCCUGGUGUAGCAGGACUGAAGGGAGAGUCUGGAGAAGCAGGUCCUCAGGGACCACGUGGACCUUUGGGAUCCCCUGGACCCCCUGGAAAGCCUGGCAGAAGGGGUCGUUCUGGAUCCGACGGUGCCAGGGGCAUGCCAGGACAGUCUGGAACCAAGGGAGACAGAGGGUUUGAUGGUCUGGCUGGACUUCCUGGUGAAAAGGGACACAGAGGUGAACCUGGGCCCUCUGGACCUCCUGGCGGUCCUGGAGAGGAUGGAGAAAGGGGAGAUGAUGGAGAGAUUGGACCCAGGGGACUUCCUGGUGAACCAGGGCCCCGUGGUUUGCUGGGACCGAAAGGACCUCAGGGACCUCCUGGACCCCCUGGCGUUACUGGAAUGGAUGGCCACCCUGGACCCAAAGGAAACAUAGGACCUCAAGGAGAGCCAGGACCUCCUGGACAGCAAGGCAACCCAGGUGCCCAGGGACUUCCAGGGCCACAAGGAGCCAUCGGACCUCCAGGAGAGAAGGGUCCUACUGGAAAGCCAGGCUUGCCAGGAAUGCCAGGAGCUGAUGGUCCACCGGGUCACCCUGGAAAGGAGGGGCCUCAUGGAGAGAAAGGACACUUGGGCCCUGCUGGCCCUCAAGGACCCAUUGGUUAUCCUGGGCCCCGAGGUGUGAAGGGAGCCGACGGUGUACGCGGCCUUAAAGGAACCAAGGGUGAAAAGGGAGAAGAUGGCUUCCCUGGCUUCAAGGGAGAUAUGGGUAUCAAGGGCGACAGGGGAGAGCUUGGAUCAGCAGGACCCAGAGGAGAAGAUGGUCCAGAGGGACCAAAGGGUCGCUCAGGUCUCCCAGGAGAUGCUGGUCCUCUUGGCCCAACUGGUGAGAAGGGUAAACUUGGAGUUCCCGGAUUGCCAGGAUACCCAGGAAGACAAGGACCAAAGGGAUCUCAGGGUUUCCAAGGUUUCCCUGGCGCCAAUGGAGAGAAAGGAACUCGGGGAACAGCAGGAAAGUCUGGCCCACGCGGACAGAGAGGACCAACGGGGCCUCGAGGAGAGAGAGGACCAAGAGGACAAACAGGAAAAGCUGGACCAAAGGGUAACUCAGGAAAUGAUGGCCCACCAGGACCUCCCGGUGAGAGGGGUCUGCCAGGGCCUCAGGGACCAACAGGUUUCCCAGGACCAAAGGGCCCUCCUGGACCUGCAGGGAAAGAUGGACUGCCUGGACAUCCUGGACAGAGAGGAGAGACUGGAUUCCAAGGCAAGACCGGCCCUCCUGGUCCUCCAGGCGUGGUUGGACCUCAGGGACCAACAGGUGAGACUGGACCAAUGGGAGAUCGGGGCCACCCUGGACCCCCAGGCCCACCUGGUGAGCAGGGUCUACCUGGAGCUGCAGGGAAAGAAGGAGCCAAGGGUGACCCAGGUCCUGCUGGCCCAGCAGGUAAGGAUGGCCCUCCUGGGCCAAGAGGUUUCCCUGGAGAGAGAGGUCUGCCUGGCCCUGUGGGGGCUCACGGCCUGAAAGGGAAUGAGGGUCCACACGGCCCACCUGGCCCUGCUGGUUCACCUGGUGAGCGUGGUCCUGCUGGUCCAGCUGGACCUACAGGUCUCCCUGGACGUCCUGGCCCCCAGGGACCUCCAGGCCCUGCUGGAGAGAAAGGUGGACCGGGAGAGAAAGGACCUCAAGGCCCAGCUGGAAGAGAUGGUAUUCAGGGACCUGUGGGUCUGCCAGGACCUGGAGGACCUCCUGGACCACCUGGAGAGGAUGGAGACAAGGGAGAGCUUGGAGAGCCAGGCCAGAAAGGAAGCAAGGGUGACAAAGGAGAACAUGGUCCACCUGGUCCUACCGGCCCUCAAGGACCUGUUGGAGCACCCGGUCCUGCUGGUGCAGAUGGUGAGCCUGGUCCCAGAGGUCAGCAGGGUCUGUUUGGCCAAAAGGGAGAUGAAGGAUCAAGAGGAUUCCCUGGACCUCCAGGCCCAGUUGGGCUGCAGGGCCUGCCUGGUCCACCUGGUGAGAAAGGUGAAACUGGAGACGUUGGUCAGAUGGGUCCACCAGGCCCCCCUGGUCCCAGAGGCCCCUCAGGACCCCCAGGAGCUGAUGGUCCUCAGGGACCUCCUGGUGGUAUUGGAAACCCUGGUGCUGUUGGAGAAAAGGGAGAUGCUGGUGAAACAGGAGAGCCAGGUCUUCAGGGAGAAGUUGGCCCACCAGGCUCAAGAGGAGAGCGAGGAGAAAAGGGAGAGGCCGGUCCAGCUGGUGCAGCUGGACCUCCUGGCCCUAAGGGUCCCCCUGGAGAUGAUGGUCCCAAAGGCAGCCCCGGUCCAAGUGGUUUCCCCGGUGACCCUGGCCCCCCUGGAGAGCCCGGUCCAGCUGGGUUAGACGGUCCAGCUGGUGACAAGGGAGAUGAUGGAGAGGCUGGUCAGCCUGGUUCUCCUGGACCCACUGGAGAGUCUGGUCCCUCCGGACCACCAGGAAAGAGAGGACCCCCUGGAGUAGCAGGACCUGAGGGAAGACAAGGGGAGAAGGGAGCCAAGGGAGAGCCUGGCUUGGAAGGUCCCCAAGGAAAGACAGGUCCUGUUGGUCCUCAAGGAUCACCUGGCAAGCCUGGUUCUGAAGGCCUCAGGGGUAUCCCUGGCCCAGUUGGAGAGCAAGGUCUACCUGGUCCUCCAGGCCCAGAUGGACCUCCUGGACCUAUGGGUCCUCCUGGUUUACCUGGUUUGAAAGGAGACUCUGGUGUCAAAGGAGAAAAGGGCCAUCCGGGUCUUAUUGGUCUUAUCGGACCCCCAGGUGAACAGGGAGAAAAAGGUGACAGAGGUCUUCCUGGUCCUUCAGGAUCACCUGGUUCCAAAGGAGACAAUGGUAUUGCUGGUCCCUCAGGUCCACUUGGUCCCCUUGGUCCUCCUGGAUUACCUGGUCCUCCUGGUCCCAAAGGAGCUAAAGGGUCAUCGGGUCAAACUGGACCAAAGGGAGAGACUGGUACACCUGGACCCCCUGGCCUUCCUGGCCCUCCUGGCGAAGUUAUCCACCCACUCCCCAUCCAGUCUAACAUGAAGGGCAGAACUCGUAGGAACAUCGAUGCCAGCCAGGUGAUGGACGACGCAGCCGCGGAUGCCAACUACAAGGAUUACGAUGACGGCAUGGAGGAAAUCUUUGGCUCGCUCAACUCCCUUAAGCUAGAGAUCGAGCAGAUGAAGCACCCACUGGGCACACAGAGCAACCCUGCUCGUACCUGCAAGGACCUGCAGCUCUGCCAUCCUGAUUUCCCUGAUGGUGAGUACUGGAUUGAUCCAAACCAGGGCUGCUCUCGGGACUCCUUCAAGGUUUACUGCAACUUCACAGCAGGCGGAGAGAGCUGCAUCUUCCCAGAUAAGAAGUCUGAAGGGGCUAGGCUCAUAUCCUGGGUAAAGGAGAAUCCCGGCUCCUGGUUCAGUGAAUUCAAACGUGGUAAACUGCUCUCCUACAUGGAUGCGGAGGGCAACCCUAUCGGCGUGGUCCAGAUGACUUUCUUGCGGUUGCUGAGCGCAGCAGCCAGACAGAACAUGACAUACAACUGCUACCAGUCGGUGGCCUGGCAUGACCAGGAUCUGGACAACUACGACAAGGCCAUCCGCUUCCUGGGCUCCAACGAUGAGGAGAUGUCUUAUGAUAACAACCCCUACAUUCGCGCUCUGGUCGAUGGCUGUGCGUUGAAAAAGGGCUAUGAAAAGACAGUACUUGAGAUCAACACACCAAAGGUGGAACAGGUGCCAUUUGUGGACAUCAUGUUCAACGAUUUUGGCGGUUCCACACAGAAGUUUGGAUUUGAAGUGGGCCCUGUCUGUUUCAUCGGCUAAGACUGUUUCCUGAGCAAAUGGAGAAAAAAAGCAUAUAUUUGUUUUCUCAGAAAAAAAAACAAUUGAAAAAGAAUAGGACAAUUCUAUUUGUAAAAAAAAGUAACUUUUUUUCCAUAAAGCAACAAGUAUGAGUAAAAUGAAAUCAAGUUGAGAAUACAGUGAAAUUCUAUAGGAAUAGAGGAAAACAAAAUAACCUUGAAACCUCAGUGUGCCUUCUCCAUCACAUGCAAGUUUUGAAACUGGAUGUCAGAUCCUGUCUCCUACACAACACACUCGCAUGCACACAACUCUAGCCCCAUGUCAUCACACUUGAUUUAGUCUUUUUUUUUUUUUUUAACCCAAACAACGAAGGCAACCCUGAGAGCUGCAGCCGUUCCAGACGGUCGCAGUAUUUGCCAUGGACUCCAUCUGAUUUGGCUCUUUGCUUUUCUUCAGUUCUGAUCUCAUGUUUUCCCUCAUCUCCCUGGCUUUUUCCACUUGUCUUUUGUUGGUUUGUUUGCUCAUUCACUACGGGAGCUUUGUUUGUGCAUAAUUGUCUCCCCAUUCUCUUGGAAUGGAUCUUAUAUAUAUAAAUAUAUAUAAAUAAUUUUUAUGUUUGUAAGUACAUUCUGUAUAUUUUUCCUGGUAAUGUUUAUUGCUUCUGGCUUCAAAACAUGCAUGUGACUUUAUUAAUUGUGAGGUAGGAGACGGUGGAUACAAGGAUAACAUCUAAAUUGUAGAAAUAUAUCGAAAGUGAGGAAAUUUGACUUGUAAAUUGAAAAACAAAACAAAAAUUGGUAAGUCCUGUCUUGUUGCAGUUGUGGAGCACACCUUGUUGUAAUUUAAGAACAGAAUGGAAAUAAAAGACGAAAACAAGCUCUGUGAUAUUAUGUGACAGUUUAAUUUGCAUAACGAACAAAAAAUAAUACAUUCCUCCUUUUGUGCCCUCUGAACAGAACACCUAUCUUGGUGGCAAUAUCAUUAACUUAAUAAACAGCUUCUGUUUUCUUUCCUCAAAUACUCAUCUAUCUGACUAUGCAUUGGGAGAUGAUGUCACAUUUUAAUGAAAACACAAAGAAAUCAAAACAUAGGUGCUAUUUUCUUUCUUCUGUGGUGCUAUGUAUUUUUCUAGUUUUUGUUGUUUGAAUGAAAGGAAAUUUGUGGUGAUAAUAUUCCAUCACCAGCAGCCCCUUGACUCUCUUGAUCACCACAUCUGACGCAGGUGGAUCUUUGCUGCAUCCGUUUUGUUUUGUUUUUUUGUUCAGCAGUGGUGUUUGCAUGCCAUUUCUCUACAUAUCCACUCGUCAGUGCAGCAUGGCGGCAUAUGUUAUCACCUGCUUCAGCGGACCGUACAGAUUAGAAACUUGCACCAAAUGUUGCAAUAACGAGAGGAAACUAAGAUGGUGCUAUUGGCUUUGCAUAUCAUUGCUCUAAGACGCUGCAUUUUGGCUCUUGCUGUUGGAUCAUCUGUGUCACAUCAAACUGAUGGAGUUAACAAGCGGACACGUAGUGAUUGGGCCGAAGCAUCCUAAGGGAUAUGGUCCAAAGUUUUGUUUGAUGUAUGAAACCCUAAACCCUUCCACCAAAGGUUUUCACGAAUAUAUUUUGCUUUAAGGGCCACGGUGGCUUGAAAUCAUAUUUUGUUGGGUUUUUUUUUUUGUUUGUUUGUUUUAAAAAAUGGGAAACAACUUGAAAAGUAUUUUUUCAUGGUUUAAUCACAGUAGAAGCAGGUCACCAAAUUAGCCAGAUGAAAGAGUUUGCUCAUGCAGCGUCAAAAAUUGCUUGUAGGUGUACUAUUUUUGCGCUUAUUGUAAUUAUGCUCUUUGUUCAAACUAUGCACUCUUAUGCUUAUGACCACUAGUAUCUACCACAGAAUUUUUACAGCCCUUCAUACAUAGGUUUGUUUCCUUUUUCUUUUUUUUUUUUAUCUUCAAACAUGUGACUUGAACCAUUUCUGUUAAGAUAACUCAAUAUGCUUGUAGAUCUUUGGCUUUAUUUUUCAUUGUGAUGCAGUACACCCAAAUUUAACACUUUGCUCUCAAUAAAAAGGACAAACAAAUUUUUGUAAAUUUCCAGAACCAGCAGUGAUGCUGCCAUUGUCUUUGUUUCGUUUUUGUUUUAUUUUGUAGAUUGCCGUUUAUCUGUUUGUUUGUUUUCACAGUCUUGUCAAACCUGUGUAAGGAUAAGAGGAUAAAAGUUAUAUUGGUUUUCAUGUCAAUAAAUUCAAGUUUACUGUGGCCAUCCACUCUUGUAUGUCUUUUGAAGCAUUAAAACCUAUCUGUAUGCAUGAAAUUGUAAAGUUUUUUCUCUUGUUGUUAUAAUUGUGUAGAGUGACAUGAUCUCCAGUCCACGUUUUAUUCAUCAGGAUACAUCCGUUUUUUCAAUGGUCAUGUCCACAAUUGUGAAGUGGAGAGAAAAUGAUGAACUUGUAACUCUACCAAAGCCAAUGUUCGUUUGUAGUAUAUUUAUUGUAUUAUUUAAAAUAAAAAAAUAAAUGUUAAAUGAUACCAUA